GGUCUUCACAGACACUGUGAGUUUAAGGAACUACCUCCCACUUCAUUUUCAAGACAAAGAACAUAAUCACAGGACGAGUUGGACGAGCAUAGACUGAAAAGUUACAGCCGGGUUGUAGCAGCAGCAAGGUGUGUCAGUUUCACACGACAGUCAUGACGGAAAUCUGUGGAAAAGCAGUAGGAGACAUGAAGGGACUCUGUGAAUUAAAGGAACCCUUUGAAAAAGCAGUGGAGGACGUGAAGAUACUGAAAAAAAGACCAGGGUACACCGAACUGGGUGAAAUAUAUGGUCUUUAUAAGCAAGCCACAGCUGGUGAUAAUGAAGCACCGCGUCCAGGGAUAUUUGAUCUCGCAGGACGAGGAAAGUGGGAUGCAUGGGAAAGAAGGAAAGGUCUGUCCAAUGAAGAAGCAAUGAUCGCCUAUAUUGUCUUGGUGGAGGAGUAUAAGAAAAAAUUUGGGUUCUAGAGUCUGUUUCUCACCGAUCCUGUAGCAUUCGUCGCAUGUUCUCAUGUUGUACUUCAAUAGAAAUUACAAAUCGGACACCAUUUAGAAGCGCUCUUUUGUACUUUAUUACUAUGUAAGACAUAAUUGGUUAAAAUGCUGGAGAGCACUGCAGUUUGGAGUACUUUAUGAUAGUCUAUGCUGGUUAAAACAAAACAGUGAAAAGGAAUAGCAACAUUUUGGGAAAUGUCGGACUAUUCCUUUAGUAGCAAAAACAAUGUACAAUUUCAAUAAAGAGCAUUACUGUAUACUGAA
Messenger RNA from Sebastes umbrosus (honeycomb rockfish), 755 nucleotides. RefSeq names its product acyl-CoA-binding protein-like. NCBI's taxonomy places the organism in Eukaryota, Metazoa, Chordata, Actinopteri, Perciformes, Sebastidae. Gene Ontology annotation, molecular function: fatty-acyl-CoA binding. Gene Ontology annotation, biological process: fatty acid metabolic process. Bases 153 to 464 code for a protein of 103 amino acids. The record is from RefSeq and is a predicted model, not a curated record. The transcript has 6 exons.